AUGGAAUUAUAUCUGUCGUCUGAUACCAAUUUAGUUUUCUUCACACAAUUCGCUUUAACGUGUCCAGAUUUUCCGCACUGGAAACACUUCUUAGAGUUUUUAACAAAACCACCUAUUUGCCUGUCAACAGAUGAAUACUUCCUUUUGAGAGAAGAAGAAUCACUUUCGGCUAUAUUUUGUCUGUCAUUGCACGAAGGCUUAACAAAAGGUGACAAGAAAACCAAUAAUUCAGAAAUAGUUCUGCAGUUAGCAUUCAUCGCAGCAUUGCGCACCUCUAGUUCAGAGAUUCGCGCAAACUGUAUGGGUAAUGAUGAAUGUCCAUUGACAUUAGAUGAUGCUGGCGGCGUUUUAGGACAUGCAUACUUUCCUGACUCUAGCGGCACCUGUAGAGAAAUCCAUUUAGAUAUAAAUGAACGCUGGUAUUUUGGAAAUAAUCCUAAUAUACCCAAAAAUCAAACUAGUUUUCUUAUGGUGUUGGUUCAUGAAAUUGGACAUGCCCUCGGCAUAGCACAUAGUGCUUCUCCGAAUGCUAUUAUGUUUGCCUUCUAUCAGCAUGAGAUUCGUGGUCUAGAUGUUGAUGAUAUAAAUGCAGUACAAUAUCUAUAUGGAAGAAAAAACAAAUAUGAUUCAAUCCCAAAGUCUACCACCGCAUCAGCAAUACCAAAAACAACAACAACUAUAAGAUCUACAACUCGUAAGCAGCCGAUCCUCAAAAAUUUGUGUGAUAUUAUUCCAGAUUUUAUGUUUUUAGCUAUUGCUCCAGAGUUUUCAAAUUACCGAUUAUAUAUUGCACAUGAUAUGUUUAUAUGGAAACUAGACUUAAACGAAAUGAUUAUCCCAUCUCAGCCUGAACUUCUUGUCGAUUAUGUUCCUACAGAAUUACGUCAAUACACUUUACAACAUAUUUUCCAAUCAACAAACGGUGACUUGAUUACCAUUGUGUCUCCAAACAACUAUUUCUCAGCAUCAUUCCCUACCAUUAAAUUUCUUGAUAAUUUUUCAAUUGAUAUACCCGAUAGGGCUCGAAUCAAUGCUAUUUUUCAAUCAAACGCAGGACGGUCCUAUACCUUUUAUAAUAAUAUGUCAUAUAUAGAAUUUUCUAACGAUUUUACUGAUGUGUUGAACAGAGGACGGAUAAGAGACAUAUUUCCUGAAUUACCUGAAGAUAUUUCUCUCGCAUUUCGAUGGAUUGAUGGCCAUAUUUACUUUUUCCGUCACGCAACUUACUAUAAAUUUAAUGAAUUUACAAGAAAAGUUGUUGCGACCGGACCAUUUCAUUGGACUCUAUUUGGAGUACCAUGCCCCAGCGAGGAUUUGUUACAUCAACUAAAAACUCUGUUAUCUAAACUUGUAUCUGUAUAUCAUUAA
Molecule: messenger RNA, 1368 nt
Organism: Acanthoscelides obtectus
Lineage: Eukaryota; Metazoa; Arthropoda; Insecta; Coleoptera; Chrysomelidae
Source: the annotation of a GenBank genome assembly